Messenger RNA from Thyridium curvatum, 1602 nucleotides. RefSeq lists its product as uncharacterized. Gene Ontology annotation, molecular function: transmembrane transporter activity. The record is from RefSeq and is a predicted model, not a curated record. The transcript is spliced from 5 exons. The coding region runs from base 1 to 1602 and encodes 533 amino acids. Gene Ontology annotation, biological process: transmembrane transport. NCBI's taxonomy places the organism in Eukaryota, Fungi, Ascomycota, Sordariomycetes, Thyridiales, Thyridiaceae.
AUGAAUGAUCAAGAUGAUCUGCCACCGGAGUUUGCAGACGUCCCGAGGGACCUCCUCAAGCACGGCAAAGGACGGUAUAAGGAUGUCAUCCUCGUGCCUCAGCCAUCCGACAGCCCAAACGAUCCCCUGAAUUGGCCUCAAUGGCAGAAAGAAAUGAUCCUCCUCAUCGUGGGCCUGUCGGCCGCCGUCGUCGGUGCUUACGGCCCCAUGCUGUCUCCCGGCUUCGUCGAGGUUUCCCAGAACCUCGGCAUCACCAUCGAAACUCUCUCGCAGGCCACCGCCUGGCUGAUCCUGUGCAUCGGCCUGGGGCUGUUCCUCACCAACCCUCUCGCGAAGAUCAUCGGACGUCGGCCGGUGUACAUCAUCGCCAUCAUUAUCAUGUUUGCCACAAGCGUCUGGGGCGCCGCCGUCAAAGACUACAACUCCUUCCUUGCCAGCCGUAUCCUGGCGGGUAUCGGCAUGGCGCCGUACGAGAUCCUGGUUCAGUGCACCAUUGGCGACUUGUACUUUGUGCACGAGCGAGCGACGCGUAUCGCUGUCUGGAACUUGUUCCUACUGACGGGUAUUGCUGGCGGAGCUCUGAUCGCCGGGUACAUCAUCGAGCUUGAUGGCUACCAGUGGACAUUUGGAGUGUGCGCCAUCUUCUUUGGUGUCCUGAUGCUGGCUGUCAUCUUCCUUGUCCCCGAGACGGCGUAUCGACGAGAUUCCGUGGUGGUAAUCCCGGACACGCGCGAGAAGACCGAGGAUGGCGGCGAGGGACACAUGAAGUUGGCCCACGAGCACGAUAUCGAGCAUCAUACCAUUCCAGUAUCAUAUCAAGAGGAGACGGCUGCUACUGAGAAGAAACACACAUAUCUACAGUCUCUCAGGGUCUUCACAGGGCGAUACAGUUAUGCGCCCAUGUGGAAGGUCUUUACGAGGCCAGUGGUGCUAUUCUUCUACCCAGGAAUCCUUUGGGCAUUUCUCAUCUAUGGUACCACCAUCACGUGGAUCGUGGUCUUCUCUGUCGUGAACGGAGUCAUUUUUGUCGCACCGCCAUACAACUUCACCGUCAGCCAGACUGGUCUCAUCAGUCUGUCGCCAUUCAUCAUGACGGCACUGGCAGAGAUUGUAUCAGGCCCGCUAAACGAUUAUGUCUGUCUAUAUCUGACGCGCAAAAACAAAGGCAUCUACGAGCCAGAGUUCCGACUGCCUCUGAUGAUCGUAUCUGUGAUCUUCGGUACCGUCGGCUUCUUUGGCUUUGGUGCAACAGUCCAGUUCCAGACCCACUGGAUCGGCCCCGUACUGUGUUUCGGCUUUGCCAACGUGAGCUUGGUGUUUGCAGCCACUUGCGUGUUUGGGUACGUCGUGGACAGCUAUCGGAAGCACAACGAGGAAGCGUUUGUCGCAAUCAACGCGAGGAACCUUCUCACCUUUGGCUUGACCUACUUUGUCAAUGACUGGCUGAAACAGCAGGGCCCGCUUGUUGUGUUUUGCAUUCUUGGGGCGCUGUUCCUUUUCGUCUCCUUCUUGACUAUCCCCCUCUGGAUCUUUGGCAAGAAGCUUCGAAGCUUUACGGGCAGGAAUAAGUGGCUCCAGGACUUUAUGAAUGACGAUUCGUGA